AAGAAAGGUGACCGAUGGGUAACGGCAUCGUAACCUUUGCUUCCAAUUCAAGAAAUUUCUCUCUUCCAUUUCUCGAGGUCUGCUACUGUACACAAAAAUGGUGCCAUCCGCCAACGCCAAGCAAAUCAAUUCAUGAAACUGAAUUAUUGAACUGAAAACUGAAUCACUGUGCUUCUUCCCAAUUUCCCCACUCUCCUUCGUCGCACUUCCGGCUUAAUGGCGUUCCCAUUAGGAGCUUUGCCACGCGCCGCCGCUGCCUGUAAUUUCCCCCAACUCGGUGACAAGAACUUCCUCGUUCUCCCACUGGAACGAGAGGUCGAGAUUCGGCGGGCAAGAGGCGCGAGGAGAUUGAGAAUUAGGGUUUCGGAUGGAGGGGAAUCAUACCUCGGCAUGUGGAAGAAUGCGGUGGAGCGCCAGAGAAAGGCUGUGGAGUUCCAGAGAGUUGUGGAGAACACGGCUGGGAAUGGAAAUGGCGCUCGCGACGGCGGAGACGGGAUUUCUGAUCAGUUGGAGAAGAAGAGCGAGGAGUUCAGUAAGAUUCUUCAGGUCCCAAGGGAGGAAAGGGACCGGGUUCAGCGGAUGCAGGUCAUACAUCGAGCUGCUGCCGCCAUUGCAGCUGCUCGUUCUCUUGUCGGUGAGGCUGGAUCGGCGGCAGUGGUGGAGUCGAGUUCGCGGGAUUUGAAUAUCUCUGUAAAUUUGGAUGGUGGGAACAACGGUGGACUGCUGCAAGAUCGUGAAGAAGAAUUAUCUGAAUUUCAAAGUGAGAACACCCUGCUACCUGAGUCUGAAACUUCACGAACUGGUACGCCGGGUCCAGAUUUUUGGUCUUGGACGCCCCCUCCCGAUAAUGAUAGGAAUGCUAAUACUUCCAGUGAGUUGCGACCAGCUGAAAAAUCACAGGCAUUUCCAAUGCUAUCCAAUUUAGUUGAGGAGAAAGAGCCGUCUGUGGGCUUUCUGUCAAUUCCAUUUCAGAGCGAACUCUCCAAACCUCUUCUACCUCCCCUUCAAUCAUUGAUGGAUGUUGAAAAAUUGAAAACGUCAGAAUCCAGUUCCGAGACGCAUUCGUUAGAAGAAGAUGAAAAUGUUGAGAUACAGUUUUCAGUACACGCUGCAGAAGCAUCACAUGCACUUAAUAGUGUAGAUAAGGAAUCAACGAAAGGAAUAAAUCCAGAUGGGUCGAGAUGGUGGAAGGAGACAGGAGUUGAGCAGAGACCAGAUGGGGUGAUUUGCAAGUGGACACUAACCAGAGGAGUUAGCGCAGACCAAGUCACUGAGUGGCAGAACAAGUAUUGGGAAGCUGCUGAUGAGUUUGGCUAUAAGGAACUUGGUUCAGAGAAAUCUGGUCGUGAUGCCUUCGGAAAUGUUUGGCGGGAAUAUUGGAGAGAAUCCAUGCGGCAGGAGGAAGGCCUUGUGCACCUUGAGAAAACUGCAGACAAGUGGGGGAAAAAUGGAAGCGGCAGCGAGUGGCAAGAGAAAUGGUGGGAAUAUUAUAAUACCUCUGGUCAAGCUGAAAAGAAUGCUCAUAAAUGGUGUAGAAUUGACCCAAACACGUAUGUCAAUGCUGGUCAUGCUCAUAUUUGGCAUGAGAGAUGGGGUGAAAAGUAUGAUGGACAAGGUGGCAGCAUUAAGUACACAGAUAAAUGGGCUGAACGAUGUGAAGGUGAUGGUUGGUCGAAGUGGGGCGACAAAUGGGAUGAAAAUUUUGAUCAAAAUGGUCUUGGCAUCAAACAGGGGGAAACAUGGUGGGAAGGUAAGCACGGAGAAAGGUGGAACCGUACAUGGGGCGAGGGCCACAACGGUUCAGGCUGGGUUCACAAGUAUGGAAAGAGCAGCAGUGGGGAGCAUUGGGACACACACGAACAGCAGGAAACCUGGUAUGAGAGAUUCCCACACUUCGGGUUUUAUCAUUGCUUCAACAAUUCAGUCCAGCUCCGGGAAGUUCAGAAACCAUCUGAGACGUCGUAAGUUGCUUCAGUAAGUCUAUUUUCUUCCCAAGUUGAUAUAAAAGCUUGGUAGUAUAGCUCAUUCUGAAGAAAAUUGAAUGCUUCAUUAGAAUGGAUUCCGUUUUCCAGGCAAUGUACAUAUAAUAAAGAAAACUGCACAACAUAAUCCUGUUUUACAGGGAUAUCAGAAAACCUCGCUAGUUUAUAAAUUAGCUUACUUUUUUUGCUGAAAUGAUUUUGCAUUAGUUA
Molecule: messenger RNA, 2192 nt
Organism: Momordica charantia (bitter melon)
Lineage: Eukaryota; Viridiplantae; Streptophyta; Magnoliopsida; Cucurbitales; Cucurbitaceae
Product: protein LIKE EARLY STARVATION, chloroplastic
Biological process (GO): regulation of starch metabolic process; starch metabolic process
Cellular component (GO): chloroplast stroma; starch grain
Molecular function (GO): starch binding
Source: RefSeq, a predicted model, not a curated record